UUCCUCAAUUUGUUUUUUCGCCGGCUUGCACCAUACGUUCACCGCCGGCAGCCGUGAAGCCACGGCCCCGCACGACCGCUUCCCACGCGCACUCUGUCACCACGACUCAGCCCCAACUCACCCACCGGCGCCCGCAUUCCCGCCGCUUCGCCCCCACGUGUCUCGUUUACACCUGCUGCUGUCGUAGCCUUUCAUUUGCGUGCCUUGCCAUGGGAGAGCGGGUCUGAGCUUCGGGGGCUAUCGUGACGGUGGCAGGUGGGACCCAGCGUCAGACCCAGAUACGAUACAACAUACUCGCGAAGCACUGCUGCUCAAGCCAUGGCGGCUGUAGCAGGCUGUAAUUGCGCGCCUGCUGCUGACGCCAGCCUUGGCUGUGGCGGCACUACUGCGGCUGGUGGUGGUGGUGAAGGCUGCUGGUCGCAGCUCCCGCCGCGACGACCAGCCGGCGGCCCUGCCGGGCACCAGCAUGACGGCAGCCAGCAGCAGCAGCAGCAGCAGCAGCAGCCAGCAGGCGGUCCCAUGUGCUGCAGUGGCGGCGGCGUGCUAUGCGAGGCCGCGGUACGGCAGCAGCAGCAGACGGCGGGGCCGAGUUGUGCUCCAGGGGUUGAUGGUGGCGGCGUAGGCAGCGGCCGCACUCAUAUGGGCAUGGAUGGUGGGUGCAGCGGCGGCGGGCACUGGCAGAGCCUAAACGGCGGCUGUGCGGGCCACCACCCAUGGCUCAGUGGCAUUCAGCAGACGUGGCUGCCGUCCAUAGGCGGCCCACAUGGCCGCCUGCUGCCGCUGUCACCAGCAGGGGCUGCUACCGCUGGGCUUGGGCUGCAGCACCAGCAGCGGCACCAGCAGCAGCACCAGCCUCCGCUAGCCUGUGCAGCGGGGCAUCCACCGCACCCCCGGCAUCAGCAGAAGCCAGCUGCGCCAACAGCACCGCCGCCGGCUGCGGAAGCAGGGGCGCCGGCACCAACACAGCCGCCACCGCCUCUGCCCGCUGCUGCAGCACAACCGCCUCCCGCUAAGGUGCGGCAGGGGCACCAGCGGGUGCGGUCUCAGCAAUGGCAAGUCGGGUGCACGCGUGGGCCAGCAGCAGGGGGGCAAGGGCGCAUCCACGCCGCCCAAGUCACCUCGCAACGCAGCGGCUGUAGCAAGUGGCUGCUGGGCGGCACGUGCGGCGGCAGCAGCAGGCCCCACGCGCCACGCUCUCUGCUACAGCAGCUGCGCCUGCUGCUGGUUUCGUUGGUGCUGGCGGCAGCACUUGCGCUGUUCAGCAUUGUUUCCAUGACAGCUACAGCCGGCGGCGGCGGUACACCCACAGCUACUGCUACAGCGCUCGCGCAACCACACAUGGGACCACGAGUGCAGCCGCGCCGGCAGCUGCAAGCCACUGCUGGCGACCCACAGCAGCAGACCGCACACAUAGCCGAGCCCUCAUCGGUGGCUGCCACCGCACAGCAGCAGCAACAGCAGCCGCAGCGCGAACCUCUUGGAGGCUUCAGCAGUCAGUUAGACCCCUUGGGGAGCACCACCUUGGUCAGCGGCAGCAGCGGUAGUGGCAGCAGCGGCAGCAUUUUCAAAAGCAGUGUCAGUACCAAGUGCGUUGGCGGUCGGCAGCAGGGGCCGGCCGGCACGUUGCUCGGCGGCAGUAGCGGCGGCAGUAGCAACGGCGGCAGUAGUAGCAGCAGCGGCAGUGGUGUGACGGCGCCACUGCAGCAGUGCCUCAACAACCGCUAUGGCCACUUGGUGGCGGGCUGGGAGGACGUGGGCACGGCGCGCCCGACUGCCAAAGUGCUGGGCGCGUGGUCAUCCUGCCGGCGGUCCUCCAUUCCGCUGACCGUCGCCACACAGCUGUCUGCCAACCGCCUGCAGCAGCUCCGAGCCAUGUGCCGCGCCUGGCACGGCCCCCUCAGUGCAGUGGUCUACUACCCCCUGGAGCUGCACGACAGCGGCAGCGGCAAUAGCAGUAGCAGCAGUAGCGACAACAGUGGCAGUAGCAGCGGCAGUGGCAGUGAGCAGCAUGGGGCUGCUGCCACUGAGGGUGCGGUGGGCCUGGCAGCAGCAGCAGCAGCGGCAGGCAGCGCGGCAGCAGGGGAGGCAGGGGCAGCAGGGGCAGCAGGGGCGGCCGAGACCGGCGGCACAUUGCGGGCAGGGCGGUGGCGGGCGGUGCUGCAACAAGCGGAGGAUGAGGCCGUUGGGGGCGGCGGUAGUGAGCUUGAAGUCGGCGACGGGGAGGGCGACGGUGCUGACAGCGGUGGCAGCGACGCGGACGGCAGUUCAAUGUGGGCUGCUGGCGGCGGCGGCUCUGCCGCCAUCGCCUCUGCUUCUGGAGCCGCCGCCGGCGGCGCUGCAGGGGAGCGGCGGCGGCCGCGUGUGCAGCUGAGCGUGGCGCAGCUGGGGCGGCUGCGGGAGGUGGUGGAGGGCGUGCGGGGCUUCUGGAGCGAGAUGGAGGCGCGCAGGUGGUGCAGCCUGGAUGUGCUGCUGGUGUACGAGGCCUGGUCCGACCCGCGGGCCGCCCGGGCGCUGUACCCAGUCAACAUGCUGAGGAACUGGGCCCGGCUGCAGGCGCGCACGCCUCUGGUGGCGGCCCUGGAUGUGGACAUGCUGCCCAGCCGGCAGCUGCUGGAGGCCGUGAGGGAGCCGGACACAGCCAGGCAGUACAUUGAGGCGUGCGGUCCUCCUGCCAACACCACCGCUGGUGCUGACACGGGUAGCAGCAGCAACGCCAUCGGCAGCAGUAGCAGAAGGCGCAGUUCAGUUUUCAUCCUUCCGGCCUUCCAGACAGCCAACGAGACGGCCGCCGCCGCCAACAUCCGCAUUGCUGACCGCAUCGCCAAUAUGACCAAGAGCCAGCUGGAGGUGGCGGUGCAGGUGGAGGCGGCGCUGCCCUUCCAUGUGGCGCACUUCCCCGCCGGUCACUCCGCCACAAACUUCAGCCGCUGGUUCCGGGCAGCAGAGCCGUACACUGUGCGGUACGUGCGGAACUUCGAGCCCUGGUUCGUGGCGGGGCGGGACUCGGUGCCCUGGCACGACGUGCGGCUGCGGGGCUACGGCCAGAACAAGAUCAUACAGGUGGCUGCCGCCGCCGCCGCCGGCCCGGCAGUGGAGUUCAGGGUGGAGCCGCGCGCCUUCCUGGUGCACCGCCCACACGCCCGCAGCGGCGCCAAACAGGAGCUGGGCGGGGAGACGGCGGCGUACAGGCGGAUGUACCGGCUGGCUCUGCGAGAGGCGACUGCGAAACUCUUAGGUCAGCUCCAACAGCGGCAGGAGCAACUGAGGCAGCAACACGCCCAGGCGGCGACAGCGAGCAGGAGCCCGCAGCAGGCUCUGCUGGCAAGCAGCAACGCAAGCAGCACCAGCAACGCAAGGAGCAUCAUGCCCACGCCUGAGCCGAAACAGCGGCCAACAGCAGCAGGCACUACCGGGCUCCCACCGGUGGCGGCUGGUGGCGGCGGCCAGUCCGCGGAAGCAGCCGACAGCAUCUUCGUUCCUGGCGGCGCCAGCAGAAGUAGCAGUAGCAACGCUGCUGCUGCCACUGGUACCGGCCUCGGUGGCGGUGGCAGUAGCAUCUUGGGCUCAGGUGACAGCGGCGACGGUGGCGAUGCCGCAGCCUGGCAGGACAUUGGUGUGUACCCGCACCACAGGAGCCGCCGCCGUGCCUUGUUAUCAUUGUUUGAUCCCGUGCCCUUCAGCGUCGGCUCCAAAAGCGUCCCCAUGCACUCACCAGUGGCUGUCCCGGGGCAUUCAGCCGUUGCCACCACCGCCGCGGCUGUGGCUAAUGCGGCCGGCUCUCAGGAAGGGCGCGGCCCGAUGCGGCCGGCGCACACGGCAGGCACAGGCGUGGACGGCACUGGGGCUGCCACUAGCAGCGCGGCGUUGCCAUUGAGCCAGGGUGGCCGCAAGAAGAGGUCAUGGGCGCUGCCGCCAAAGCUGCAGGCUGAGGCGCGGCGCCAGGCCGAGGAGCUGAUGCUGACGGGCCGCUACGCAGAGGCCCUGCGGCACAACGUGUUCUGGAGCAACAGCAGGACAUGGGCCGAGGCCCGAAAGGAGAUGGCGCAGGGGCGCUACACGCCGGUCUUGGACCCCGGCACUGAGCACUGCCUAAGCGUGCUCCCCUGGUGGUCUGGGCGUGGCAUGGUUCACUAGCGGGCAAGGUGCAGUUUGCCCGUGGCAUGGGUACAUGCCGCGUUGCGGGUGGGUCAAGGGGUGGGUGCCGAUUUGCGCAAGGCGCCUUGAUGCAGGUGUUCCAGGGGCCCUGGUGCGGGGUUGAGACGAGGGCUUUAGGUGGUGGGUGGGCUGAAGCACGAGCUGUCAAGCAGGGUUGGGACAAGAUUGGAGCACGGUCGGAGUAGGGCCUGGUUGGACAACGACGCAGCGGGUUGCGCCCGCACACAGAAGACAACUACGUUUGCCACGAAGCCACGCCAACCCCAAUGUCAGGUGGUGUUGAGAAACACCGAGUUUUGU
Messenger RNA from Chlamydomonas reinhardtii, 4455 nucleotides. RefSeq lists its product as uncharacterized. The coding region runs from base 319 to 4134 and encodes 1271 amino acids. The transcript is spliced from 12 exons. Gene Ontology annotation, biological process: protein O-linked glycosylation via mannose. NCBI's taxonomy places the organism in Eukaryota, Viridiplantae, Chlorophyta, Chlorophyceae, Chlamydomonadales, Chlamydomonadaceae. The record is from RefSeq and is a predicted model, not a curated record. Gene Ontology annotation, molecular function: xylosyltransferase activity; glucuronosyltransferase activity.